CUGCUGCUUACAUGUGAGCUGCAGUGCUCCUUCCCCCUCCUCCUCCCACCUCCACACAGCAGACCUCCCCCCUCUUUUGUGAGGUCUGCAGAUAAGAGACAGAAGGGAUAGGGCUGGCAGGCGAUCAGUACUCUCUCACUGCACCACAAGGAGGUAAAAAUAGAGGAGGAAAAGAUAUUAGGACACUGCAGGCAAAGAGGAAGAGAUUACAUACUGCAUACGGACGUCAGGAGAGCAGCCGUCUGGGCACAGGGUGUAUGUACGGGCUGCUCUGCAUAGAAAGAACCGGCCACCUCAGAGAGAGGAGAGAGAGAGAGAUGAUCUGCUGCUGAUGGUUAUGAAGAGGAAAACAUUUCCCGAUUUGUAGCAAGCUGCAUCGUUACUACACAGAAAGGGGAUUAUUAUCAGCAGAGCAAUGCAAGCCAGCAGCCUUCUCAGGCUCACCCACUUUCUCCAGCGUUCAUGAAUCGGCCACUCAGAAUUAUUAUUACUACUACGCUGCUUUCCUUGUGUGUACUGACUGAGAUUGCCAUUCAUCAAAUUGAAGGAGAAGGAAUUAAGUAUCCCCUCUGAUGUGGCUGCUACUGCUGCUUCCCAAGCUGUGAUCUAACUUGUAGGAGGACUUGGCUGUAUUAGUGACUGCACUGAGGGCAAUCACAAGUCGUGUGCUCUGCGCACAUCACCAGCCUCCUGCAAUAGUGUAAGGGAAGCAGAUUGUAGCUAGAGGAGAGAGACCUGGGAAAAUGGCCACUCUGCUGCGGAAAAUAGGACUGAUUCGUCUUCACGACAGAGAUACAGAAGACCCCAAGCACUAUCAUCACCAUCACCGCAACCAGCAGGGAUCACUGAAGAACAGCAAGGGGAAGAAUAGCAGCAACAAACAGCAAGGUGGCUCAGCAGGAGGAGGAGGUGGUGGUGGUGGUGGUGGGAGUAGUGGUGGGGGCAGCGGUGGAUGCUGCAGCAAUAACUCCACCACAACAUCGGAGGGGAUAGUUGUCCAGGCUGAUAGCAAGGGCAAAAAGACUGAGCAGUGUCAAAAAGACAAGCACUGUACUGCCGGUGGCAAGGAGAAAAAUAGUGCCAAAGAAACCAGCACUCCCACCAUUAGGAAGGAGACCAAACAGCAAGGUGUUGGAGGUGGCAGUGGAGUAGUAGGGAACAAGCAAAAUGGGGGUUCCUCUUUGCAGCCCCUCGUGCCCCCCAACAGGCAGCACUGCACCCAGGUGAGGAGCAGACGUCUGAUGAAGGAGCUUCAAGACAUCCGCAAGCUUAGCGACCACUUCAUCUCCGUGGAGCUGGUGGAUGACAGUCUAUUUGACUGGAACAUAAAGCUGCACCAGGUGGACAAGGACUCCACCCUCUGGCAGGACAUGAAGGAAACUAACACAGAGUACAUCUUGCUGAACCUUACCUUUCCGGACAACUUUCCCUUCUCACCACCUUUUAUGAGGGUGCUGAGUCCCAGGUUGGAGAAUGGCUAUGUGCUGGAUGGGGGAGCUAUCUGCAUGGAGCUUCUCACCCCUAGGGGAUGGUCCAGUGCCUACACGGUGGAGGCAGUCAUGAGGCAGUUCGCAGCCAGUCUGGUUAAGGGCCAGGGUCGUAUCUGCAGGAAAGCUGGGAAAUCUAAAAAGGCCUUUAGCCGCAAGGAGGCUGAAGCAACAUUUAAGAGUUUGGUGAAGACCCAUGAGAAGUAUGGUUGGGUAACCCCGCCAGUAUCUGAUGGCUGACACACAACAACCUGCAGAAAUAGACUUUUAGGAAAGGGGGAAGGAAAUAAUAUCACCAAGAAAAAUAAUAAAUAUAUGAAUAUAUUUAAGAAAAAAGAUCACUAUGCCAUCUUCUCAGUGCUGUACACCAUCCAUCCAUCCAUCCGUCCUUUUCUACUUCAGCUUCAGUUUAAGAAUGUGAUUGACAGGAAGACUUAAUUUAUUUAUGUUCAGAAGUGUUUACAUUGAAAGACAUGGAAAGAGAACAGUGCGUGGCACAGAAUGUCAUGUUACAAUCAUGUUUCCAGACUGAUGAGCGAUCAUCUUCAGGUCACCGUAGAACGGAGAUUGAGAUUGCUUCAUUGUCAUUCUAGACGCAUGAUUUUUCGGCUUCUUUCCAUGACAGCGGCGCCAAAAAGCAGCAGUAGAAAUUCUAUCUGCGGUUGCUCCGUUUAUGUAAGUGUAAAUGAAGCCGUUAAUAUUUAAUAGGCAAGCAGUGCAUUCCAGGUACAUGUUUGUGUGCUGUUUAUCUUUGUCUCUUUUCCUGGCAGGUCAACACAACAUUAAGGAUUUGUCUUUAUGUGGCGCUGUGGUCCUCUGUGACUCAAACUUUAGACCUCAUUUGUGUUCGCUGUGAUCUGUGUUGGAUAACUGACGAAAUAUAACAGUGGAAAAAAUAAUAAAGAGUUAAAGUGUGGAACUAUUGUAAAAUAAAAAUCACUUAAAAAGUGUUUAAAGUCUAAGUGUGUGGUAAAAUGCAGAUGGCGGCUAUUAAUGAAUCUCAAUCAGGAGAUCUACUGUGUAUUUCAUAAUGCACUUAUUAAAGGUUUCAUUGUGUGCUAAAA
This is a messenger RNA of Pseudophryne corroboree (corroboree frog), 2551 nucleotides long. RefSeq names its product ubiquitin conjugating enzyme E2 QL1 (gene UBE2QL1). The transcript has 2 exons. NCBI's taxonomy places the organism in Eukaryota, Metazoa, Chordata, Amphibia, Anura, Myobatrachidae. The record is from RefSeq and is a predicted model, not a curated record. Bases 744 to 1727 code for a protein of 327 amino acids.